AUGCGUCAUGUCAAUAAUCUUAAAAAGGUUCAGGAGAAUACAAGAAAAAAGAGAUUUGAUGACCUAAUUAUAUAUAGGAAAGAAAAAAAGUUAUACUCGAGGUUAUCAGAUACUUUUUAUAAGAGAGUAUUACAUCUUAAUGAGAAUAACUUAUCUUUACCACUAGUAUCUGAUAAUCCACAACUAUCAAUACCUAGAGUUCUGAUUGAGACUGAUGAUAUAGCUUCUGAUUCAAUGGUUAGUAAUAAAGAGACUAGUGGAUAUUCCGCAAAAAAACACCGCACUUUAAGAGAGAUUACCCAGAAACAAUUGAGAUUGAAAGAAACAAUUGAAAAUAGAUUCAAUAAUGUUAUUGAUACUAUUACAAGUUUAAAAGAACAACAAUCAGCUCUUAGCGAGAUAGACCAAAAGGAAAAAAAAAUUGAACCUUUCUUUAAAGGGUCGGUUAAACAACUUUCUUAUAAAUUGUUUCACAAUCAUAAAACAGUGUCAGACGAAGAAAUAAAAGAAAUGCUCAAGGGGUUUUAG
This is a messenger RNA of Funneliformis geosporum, 528 nucleotides long. The record is from the annotation of a GenBank genome assembly. Lineage: Eukaryota; Fungi; Glomeromycota; Glomeromycetes; Glomerales; Glomeraceae.